This is a messenger RNA of Didymosphaeria variabile, 510 nucleotides long. RefSeq lists its product as uncharacterized. The transcript is spliced from 2 exons. Lineage: Eukaryota; Fungi; Ascomycota; Dothideomycetes; Pleosporales; Didymosphaeriaceae. The coding region runs from base 1 to 510 and encodes 169 amino acids. Gene Ontology annotation, molecular function: oxidoreductase activity, acting on the CH-OH group of donors, NAD or NADP as acceptor. The record is from RefSeq and is a predicted model, not a curated record. Gene Ontology annotation, cellular component: cytoplasm.
AUGGCAUCUCCAGCACCGGUAGCGAUCGUGACCGGCGGGAACUCAGGCAUGGGUAUGGGCAUUGUAGAGCGCCUAGUUGCGAAAGGGUGGAGAGUUGCGAUCGCCGACGUCAAACCAAAUGUAAAUUUCGGAGAACAGCUCGGCGACGCAUCCAGUUUCUACAAGUGCAAUGUUGCCGACUAUGAUAGCCAGGCGGAGAUGUUUCAGCAGGUUUGGGAUAAGAUUCCUCCAAAGCCAGACCUGUCGACCACAGAUGUAGACUUCAAAGGCGUAGUGUAUGGGACGCAGCUCGCCAUCCAUUUCAUGCGCAAGAACAGCACUCCUGGUGGAAAGAUUGUGGCGACAGCAAGCGUCGCUGCCAUUGUACCGCACGAGACAUACCCAGAGUAUGAUGGCGCCAAAGCAGCGGUGGUCAACUUUGUGAGAGCAACAGCCCGGAUACUAAAGAAAGUAUGCUGCACCGAGGGCUUCUGCAGAGGCUGUGGAGUGCCAAAGGCUGACUGCUCGUAG